CACGAGGCUCGCACGUUAAUGCAUGAAAGAGAUCAGGUCGCGAAACCGGUAAUAAUGCCCUGCAACUUUUGUUUCUCUCUUUCUUUUUGGGGGGGCUCUCUUUCUUAUCUCCGGGCACGUCAUUGACGAGGGCGUGCAAUGAUUUGGCCUUAAAAUAAUGAUCUUGCUUGUGCUAUUUUACUAGCAAGAAAAUCAAGAAAGCGGGUCACAGAGAGAGAGAGAGAGAGAGAGAGAGCGCGUUCGUUCUCUCCAAUGGGAGAAUGGGCAGUGAAUUUCCGUGUGUUCUUGUCAUUCGAUGCUAAGACGGGUCGGAAGCCUCUUCACUCCGCGCUCGAGUUCGAUCGACGGAUCGAUGAUCUGAUGAUAGCCUGCUGCUCCAGUUGAAUUGGGCUCGCGAAUUUUGGGGAGCUUCUUGGGUUUGUCCCAAUUUUCCUCCGAUCGCGUCUGUUUCUGGUGCACGCAAUCUUGCGGUUUCUCCGCUUUCAAAUCCACCGUUUCUUCUUUCUCGGCAGGUUCGUCGAUCUAGUUCCUUUGUGGGUUUGGUUUCUUGGUGUGGUUGGAUCAAAAGUAAGGGACUUUUCUUGAUGAUUUAUGCUUGAUCUGUUCGUCAGUAUUAUGUUAAUCGUGGUUUUUAUGAGGAUGGACGAUCCAGGGAUUGUUUGAUCAGGUCUCUGCUUGAACAACGCGUUUCGUAGAGCUUGUAUCUUCUACUCAUCUUGAGCUGAUGAUUCUCCCAUUCAACUUAACUAAUGCUCUUGAGAGGAACUUAGCAUGGGAAAAUGAUGGAAGCAUCUGGUGAAGAUAAUUUUUUUCCUAAAGUCCUGAUAAUAUAAGUAGAUUUUCAUUCAAGUUUGUGGUGAGGGUGAGAUUACUUCCCGUAGUGGUGGUGCUGGUGUGUUCAUCUGGGUCCAGGACAAUCUAUAAUCGUUCGAGAUGUGUUGUGAGAUUGAUAGGACUACCUGCUGAUAGUAGAAUUGGUGCUGCAAAUGGAUCAGAUAGUAUCACGGUUUCUGUUAAAGAGUUUGCACAUUAUUUUGGAUUCGAGGAUUCCUUCUCUGCACCCAAAUGACCAAAGAAGCGACCACCAUACAGUUUCUCGAGGGAGAAAGAAUGACAAAUGGUUUAACUUAGUAUUGGGAGACCGCCCUGCUGCCCUGGAAAACUUGAACUUUUGGCACAGGAAUCUAAUGGACCCAAUGAUUAUCGACAUAAUACUUGUUCACGAGGGGCCUAAUUCAUCAUCUGUGGAUGCUUACUCUGCUAUAAAAGCAUCCGUUGAGACGGUCAUAGAAAGGUGGGUUGUUCAUUAUGAGUCUCCUAGAGUUACUCCUAAUAUCAAUGAUUCUUCUCUUCACAAGAAGAUAUACAAGAAGUUGAUCGUACUAUUACGUUCUCUUUAUUCGCAAAUGAGACUCCUCCCGGCUUAUAGGAUAUUUCGGCAGCUAAGUUCAUCGGGCCAGACAUGUAAUUUGGAUCUCAUAUACAAAGUAUCUACCUUUAGUAAUCCAUUCUCACGGGCAGAGGAGGAGAUGAUGAAAGAAUAUACUUUUGCUCCUGUGGAGGCCUCUUCAGGACGUUUUAGUGUAGCUGUUUCAUAUCGUAAAACAUUGUCUGAUUUCAACCUGGAGCCCGCAACUUCAUUGUUUCCGAGGAUUAUUACUGAUUACGUCGGUAGUCCUGCCACUGACCCACUUAGGUCGUUCCCCUCUUUUGAUAAGGGUGUUCGCCCUACAUCUUUUCCUUUAAGAGGAGUAGGAUCGCCUUCUUCAGCACCAUUUCAACGCCCACACAGCUGGACAAGUGGAUUUCACAGACCAGCUCCUUUUACACAAGGUCAUUCCCUUGGUGGAUCCCCACCUACAUACUGUGCUUAUGGUUCUCCAUCUCCUCCUACUGAUAAGUAUUCUCAACGAGCUCAAAGCUAUAGAUCCACAUCUCAAAGAGUUAAUAGCUAUGAAGAUUAUCAACUGUCGCCACCUUUCUCUCCAUCCCCUUUCUCUCCAUCUCCUUCCCCAUCUCCGCCAACAUACUUUUCCAGCGGUAGUGUUGGCAAAAAUCGUGUACGGUCGGAGACCGCUCCCAUGGCCAUUCCACAUCCAACAGCAAGUGGAAAUGCGAGAUACUUAUCUCCAAACUUUUCUGAUCCAAAUAGACAUUCUCUUCCCCCUCUAUCACCCAGGCACACAAGGCUUGACCCCUCAUCUCAAGAGUCUUCAUCUGGAAUCAGAUCAUUCCGGAAACAGGAAUCUUUGAGAUCUGGGGAGUUGCAUAAUCACUAUGUUAAUCAGAAGGUCACAAAAGAUGGUCGAGAUGAUUCGGGGCGGUUUUCGGGCUUGUUAUCUUCAAGUGGCUCUCCGCGCAUAGGGUUUUCUCGAAGUUCUAGUAGAUUGUCUUUCCAAGAUGACUUGGAUGAUGGUGACUUUUCAUGCCCUUUCGAUGUUGAUGAUGUUGAUCCUCCACCCAGCAAUACUGGUGAUGGCAGAGAAGGUUCAGAGUUCACUUCGUCAUCGUUACCGAUGGGCGCAAAAUCGCAAAAUGCCGCUGUCGGGAUUCUCGUUCACCUGUUAAGAACAGCGGCUCCACUUCAACAAGAUUCCAGUUGUUACUCAGCCCAGUCCUUGAACACGGAACAAGAGGGAGGUGUUGCUACAGCUUCGGGAUUCUUUAUGCCUCGUAAGACCUCGGAUGCACUGGACGAGCUUCGGAGUUACCGAGAAAUGAAGAACCUCCUACUCUCGAAAAGCGGAGCUCAUGUCUUGACCAAAGAAGAAGCUUGACCUCCACCUCGUGUUGUAUAUGAAGGGCCCUUGUUCCAUCAGGACAAAGGGCGUCGCAAAUACAAAUUGCGGAGAGCAAGGUAUAGGAGCAGCUGAGGUGGUUGUACACUGGAAAGAAUAGACAUUGGCGAAGAUAAGAGUCAAGUUUGUGUACAUAAAUGACUGCGAAACUGAUUGUGAGCAUUGAUUUAGCUUUCCCUUUGUAUUCCUCAUGUAUCAUCAAAUGGUACCAAACUCAUAUAGCCAAAAUUAGUCUAUGAUAGCUUUGGUUUCGUA
Molecule: messenger RNA, 3053 nt
Organism: Syzygium oleosum
Lineage: Eukaryota; Viridiplantae; Streptophyta; Magnoliopsida; Myrtales; Myrtaceae
Product: autophagy-related protein 13a
Exons: 4
Coding region: 987-2777 (596 amino acids)
Biological process (GO): protein localization to phagophore assembly site; mitophagy; autophagosome assembly
Cellular component (GO): phagophore assembly site; cytosol; Atg1/ULK1 kinase complex
Source: RefSeq, a predicted model, not a curated record